Nicotiana tabacum (common tobacco) is the source of this 2204-nucleotide messenger RNA. NCBI's taxonomy places the organism in Eukaryota, Viridiplantae, Streptophyta, Magnoliopsida, Solanales, Solanaceae. The record is from RefSeq and is a predicted model, not a curated record.
UGUAAGAACUCAAUAACUCCAUAUCUUGGCUGCCUGCCAGAUAUGAAUAAAGAUUCAUUGUAUUAGAAUAAUAUUAGUAAAGAAUAACCAUGAACAAUUGAAUAUGGUGGAUGAUUGAUUCUAUAAUCUAUUCCAACUCAACAAUUCUUUUGUUCUCACCCUUCACCUCCAUCACCAAAACCAUGUACUAUUAUUAUUCACCAAAAUCCUAAUCCUUUUUUGCCCUUUAACAACUCUGUCACCUUCGACCAUGUUUCCCCUUCUUCAUAUCUUCCUCUUUCUCCACUUAUCAUUCCCUAGUUAUGUAUCAUCCCAACAACCUAAUACAACCCCAUGUCCUCUCGAUUUUAACGCACUUCGUAAUUUGAUAAACCAAAGUUCAAAACGCCCAAAUUUGAACUCCACCACACACUGUCAAUACAUUCGUCAGGGCUUACGUCUUGUCCAAUCUGAAUAUCUUCGCCGUACAAACUCUUUCUUUCCGCCACUCACAUCCGCCGAAUCUUGCUGGAACAGUUACCAGUUUUUGGUCAACGACUAUGUACCCAACUUCGAUAUACGCAAAUCUUGUGGUUUUCAAACUUCUUGGAUCUCUCAGGGUUGUAUGAAUAUCACUACUCGUUUCGAGUUCGAGUCUAAUGUCUCUGUUUCAGCACUUUCCAACAUGGUUUCUUCGUGUAAUCAGUCCUUAGAGAAUAAUUCCNAAAAACCCGCUAGUACAGCCCUAGAUGUUACUGCUACUGCUAGUUCAGGAAAAGGUAAAAAGAAUGUGACUAUUAUUGUUGUGGUUCUAGUUUGUGGAUUGGUUUUAGUGUUUGUGGGGUUUGUUUAUUGGUUUUUGUGGCGGCGGAGGAAAAAUAGAUUGGCUCAUAAGUGGAACAAUAGGAGGAUUGAGAGUAAUUUGAGUUCUCGUUUGGAUUCGAUUAGUGGAAGUACUACUUUGAUUAGGUUUACUAUCGAUGAAAUUAAGAUGGCAACGAAGAAUUUUUCGAGGGUGAAUAUAAUUGGGACAGGAGGAUAUGGAAAUGUGUACAAAGGUGUGUUGCCUGGUGGGGUUGAAGUAGCUUUGAAAAGAUUCAAGAAUUGUUCAGUUGCUGGGGAUGCAAGUUUCACACAUGAAGUUGAGGUUAUUGCUAGUGUUAGGCAUGUUAAUUUGGUAGCUUUGAGAGGAUAUUGCACUGCUACAACUCCUUAUGAGGGUCACCAGAGGAUUAUUGUUUGUGAUUUGAUGAAGAAUGGGAGUCUACAUGAUCACUUAUUCGGGACGCGAUAUGAGAAAUUAAGUUGGGGUAUUAGGCAGAAAGUUGCACUUGGUACUGCUAGAGGUUUGGCUUACUUGCAUUAUGGAGCACAACCGGGUAUUAUUCAUAGGGAUAUUAAAGCUAGUAAUAUUCUUUUAGAUGAGAGUUUUGAGCCUAAGGUGGCGGAUUUUGGAUUAGCAAAGUUCACUCCUGAGGGAAUGACGCAUUUGAGCACUCGCGUAGCAGGGACGAUGGGAUAUGUAGCACCCGAGUAUGCUUUAUAUGGCCAGUUGACAGAGAGGAGCGACGUUUAUAGCUUUGGGGUUGUGCUUCUUGAGCUUUUAAGUGGCAAGAAAGCAAUAAUAGAGUUUAAUGAUGGGCAGCCGACGCUUGUGACUGAUUGGGCAUGGUCAUUAGUUAGGGAAGGUAGAUCAUUAGAUGUUCUUGAAGACAAUAUUCCGGAUUUAGGCCCUCCAGAAGUUGUGGAGAAGUAUGUAUUAGUAGCUGUUCUUUGUUCCCACCCACAAUUGUACGCGAGGCCAACAAUGGACCAGGUUGUUAACAUGUUGGACGCGGAUAUACCUGUUCCAAAUAUACCAGAGAGACCAAUUUCUCUCAUUGCGGAUCUUGAUGACAUUGAAAGGUCUGUUAGCAGUAGUUUUUCUGGUAAUCUGUCCACUGCUGCAGGCUAUCAGCCAUACAUAAUUGAGCGCGAGACACCCCUAGCAGAUAGUGAUUCUGUCAAGGACAGAUCAUUGGAUAAAAGAUUGUGAUAGAGAUAGAUGCAAAGUAUCAGUUUGAACUUUCUACUUGAUAGAAUUUCGAGGAGUUGUGAUGAAUAGCUCAUUCGUUUCUAAUAUAGGAACCAGAACUACUAACAUAAAUUGUACAGUGACUAUGUAUGUAUACUCAACUUUUGAUUCUUGUGUAAUAGUUUGGAGGAAUAAAGCAUGAUGUUUUGAA